GCAGAGGGCGUGUCUGAGCCUCAGCUGCCUGUCCGGUAUAAAUACCUUCUGAGCAGGCUUCAGUCUGUCUUCACACCGGCAGCAGCAGCUCAGCCAGGGAGGUCAAACACAUCAUGGCAGCGCCGAAGAAAAUCUGUGUGAUUGGCUCUGGUAACUGGGGCUCUGCCAUUGCCAAGAUUGUGGGUGCCAACGCAGCCAAGUAUGACAAGUUCGACACCACAGUGAACAUGUGGGUGUUUGAAGAGACGGUGAACGGCCGUAAGCUCACAGAAAUUAUCAACACAGACCAUGAAAAUGUGAAAUAUUUGCCCGGUCACAAGCUGCCCCCCAAUGUGUUGGCUGUUCCGGACUUGGCUGAGUCUGUGAAGGGAGCCGACAUCCUGAUCUUCGUGGUCCCUCACCAGUUCAUCGUGAGAGUGUGCGACACCAUUAAAGACCACAUCAAGAAGGAUGCUGUUGGAAUGUCUCUCAUCAAGGGUGUCGACGCGGGUCCGGAGGGUCUGAAGCUGAUCUCAGAGGUCAUCAGAGCGAAACUGGGCAUCACCAUGACAGUGCUCAUGGGAGCAAACAUCGCCAAUGAGGUCGCUGAUGAGAAGUUCUGCGAGACAACAAUCGGCUGCAAAGACAAGACCUGCGGGCCGAUACUGAAGGAGCUGAUGCAGACCACCAACUUCCGCGUGACCGUGGUAGAAGAGUCUGAUGUGGUGGAGAUCUGCGGGGCGCUCAAGAACAUUGUAGCAGUGGGAGCAGGUUUCUGUGAUGGCCUGGGAUUCGGCGACAACACCAAGGCAGCAGUGAUUCGUCUCGGCCUGAUGGAGAUGAUCGCCUUCGCCAGGUUCUUCUGCACAAACUGCCCCGUGUCCCCCGCCACCUUCCUGGAGAGCUGCGGCAUCGCUGACCUCAUCACGACCUGCUACGGUGGACGCAACCGCAAGAUUGGGGAGGCUUUCGCCAAAACAGGCAAAACUAUUGAGCAGUUAGAGAAUGAGCUGCUGAAUGGUCAGAAGCUCCAAGGUCCAGCAACUGCAUCUGAGGUGCACCAGAUCCUGACACAGAAAAAGAUGGUGGACAAGUUCCCUCUUUUCACCGCUGUUUACCAGAUCUGCUUCAACGGUCACCCCGUCACAGAGUUCAUCCAGUGUUUGCAGAACCACCCAGAGCACAUGUAAAGGACUGAUGAAUGAGUGGAAGUUGGGAAAGGACUUUUUACACUAGAAACUACCGUAUUAACCCAGGUGAAGACUGUGCCUAAUCUCGACUACUCCCGCGCUGGAAUCUGAAACAGAAAAGAGAAGAAAAAAAUGGAGCAGUGUUGCCUUCUUUACCUGAGCUGCUGUGUUGACCUGCUUCUGCUGCAUUGCAGACAGUAACUCCUGUUUGUACUGAUUAUAAACGUUCAUGUCACAAAUUGUUGCGUUAGUCUUAAAACCUCUAAAGCAUUUGAAUGACUCUGCCUUACAUAACACACAAACCCCGACCUGAAUGUUGUGAAAUGUUACAUCAUUUCUUUGUUUAAAAGUGCCUUAACUUGCCUUUUUACUGAUGUGUAUGUUAAACAAAAGCACUGAACACACGACAGUCACCACUGUAGAUGUAGCCAAUAAACCUAACAAGAUUUAUUUUGGAAUAAACUACUGAACUCAU
Molecule: messenger RNA, 1644 nt
Organism: Acanthopagrus latus (yellowfin seabream)
Lineage: Eukaryota; Metazoa; Chordata; Actinopteri; Spariformes; Sparidae
Product: glycerol-3-phosphate dehydrogenase [NAD(+)], cytoplasmic-like
Exons: 8
Coding region: 114-1169 (351 amino acids)
Biological process (GO): glycerol-3-phosphate catabolic process; carbohydrate metabolic process
Cellular component (GO): glycerol-3-phosphate dehydrogenase (FAD) complex; cytosol
Molecular function (GO): glycerol-3-phosphate dehydrogenase [NAD(P)+] activity; NAD binding; protein homodimerization activity
Source: RefSeq, a predicted model, not a curated record